Molecule: messenger RNA, 2202 nt
Organism: Psammomys obesus (fat sand rat)
Lineage: Eukaryota; Metazoa; Chordata; Mammalia; Rodentia; Muridae
Gene: Idh1
Product: isocitrate dehydrogenase (NADP(+)) 1
Exons: 9
Coding region: 114-1358 (414 amino acids)
Biological process (GO): isocitrate metabolic process
Cellular component (GO): peroxisome; cytosol; mitochondrion
Molecular function (GO): NAD binding; magnesium ion binding; isocitrate dehydrogenase (NADP+) activity
Source: RefSeq, a predicted model, not a curated record
GCCGGGAAGUUAAAAAUCCUUGACCCUGCCUCCGGGCGUCGGUGCGAAGGUUGUGGUGGAUGCUGAGCUAGCCGGGGCCGGGUCGGGGUGUGAGCCGGGUUAUUGAAGUAAAAAUGUCCAGAAAAAUCCAUGGCGGUUCUGUGGUGGAGAUGCAAGGAGAUGAAAUGACGAGAAUCAUUUGGGAAUUGAUUAAAGAAAAACUCAUCCUUCCCUAUGUAGAACUGGAUUUGCAUAGUUAUGACUUAGGCAUAGAGAAUCGCGAUGCCACCAAUGACCAGGUCACCAAGGACGCUGCAGAGGCUAUAAAGAAAUACAAUGUUGGUGUCAAGUGUGCUACUAUCACCCCCGAUGAGAAGAGGGUUGAGGAGUUCAAGUUGAAACAAAUGUGGAAAUCACCAAAUGGCACCAUCCGAAACAUUCUGGGUGGCACUGUCUUCAGGGAAGCUAUUAUCUGCAAAAAUAUCCCCCGGCUGGUGACAGGCUGGGUAAAACCCAUCAUCAUUGGUCGUCAUGCUUAUGGGGACCAAUACAGAGCAACUGAUUUUGUUGUUCCCGGGCCAGGAAAAGUAGAGAUAACCUACACACCGAAAGAUGGAGGUCAAAAGGUGACAUAUGUGGUGCAUAACUUUGAAGAAGGUGGUGGUGUUUCCAUGGGCAUGUACAAUGAGGACAAGUCAAUUGAAGACUUUGCACACAGUUCCUUCCAAAUGGCUCUGUCCAAGGGCUGGCCUUUGUACCUCAGCACCAAAAACACGAUUCUGAAGAAGUACGAUGGACGCUUCAAGGACAUCUUUCAGGAGAUCUAUGACAAGCAAUACAAACCCCAGUUUGAAGCUCAGAAGAUCUGGUAUGAGCACAGGCUCAUUGAUGACAUGGUGGCCCAGGCUAUGAAGUCAGAGGGAGGCUUCAUCUGGGCCUGUAAAAACUAUGAUGGCGAUGUGCAGUCAGAUUCUGUUGCCCAAGGUUAUGGCUCCCUUGGCAUGAUGACAAGUGUGCUGGUUUGUCCAGAUGGUAAGACGGUAGAAGCGGAGGCUGCCCAUGGCACCGUCACACGUCACUACCGCAUGUACCAGAAAGGGCAGGAGACAUCCACCAACCCCAUUGCUUCCAUUUUUGCCUGGUCCCGAGGCUUAGCCCACAGAGCAAAGCUUGAUGACAAUGCUGAGCUCAGCUUCUUUGCAAAGGCUUUGGAAGAUGUCUGCGUUGAGACCAUUGAGGCUGGCUUUAUGACUAAGGACUUGGCUGCCUGCAUUAAAGGCUUACCCAAUGUACAACGUUCUGACUACUUGAAUACAUUUGAGUUCAUGGACAAACUUGGAGAAAACUUGAAGGCCAAACUAGCUCAGGCCAAACUUUAAGGUCAAACCUGGGCUUAGGACAAGGACAAGUCUUUGUGGUAACUAGGUCCACAGGUUUACUUUUUUUUUUUUUAAAUAACACUCAAAGAUAAAAGCAAAAAUUAUUUUGUAAUUUGUUUAGAAGACAAAGAUGAACUUUUCUAUACGUUUACAACCCUUUUCUUUUUCAUACAGUUAUUGCCACCUUAAUGACUGUGGCGUGGGAGUCUUCUGUUUUUGCUUUUUUCUAGUCGUAUUUUAUUGUGUAGUAGCGGUCUAGGAGUUACAUUGGUACCCGUUCACAUUAACUGUCACUUUUUCUCUUGCCCUAAUAUAAAUGACCAAAAUCAGAAGUGCUUCAAUGUUAAGCAAUAGCUAUAGUACGGCUCCCUAUAAGGGCGAAAAAGAAACUUCCACUGAUGUCAGUGAGUGUGAGCACCGGGGGCUUUUGUCUGCAGAUGUUGGGAGACCUGCACAGUGCGCUCAUACAGGGCUGGAACAAAUUAAAUGUGUGUAUUUAAAAUGCAUGGCAGCCAUAGGUAGGGAUAAAGGCUAUGUAUCCAAAAUACUAAAUAUAUUUUAAGGCCACUGAAGAAUUGGAAAUCUUAAAAAAAAAAAAAAAUACAGACUAGAGGUUUAUCCUCUCUGAUUUCUCUUCCUCCUGUCCCUUAGCCUAAGUAUCAUCCUUCCCCAAAUAGCACAUUUCAUCCAUGUGCAAUAAUGGAAGAUGCACCUUUUUUGGAUUUCUGCUAGCCUGUUGCAUUUCUUUUAUAUAAAUGUGAUUUUUCAGAAGUUGAUAUUAAACACUAUUCCAGUCCAGUCCUUCCAAACUGUUAAUUUUAAUUAAAAUGAAAUGCUAAUGAUA